Aptenodytes forsteri (emperor penguin) is the source of this 342-nucleotide messenger RNA. RefSeq names its product zinc finger protein 853-like. The transcript has a single exon. The annotation marks the transcript as partial. Gene Ontology annotation, molecular function: DNA-binding transcription factor activity, RNA polymerase II-specific; RNA polymerase II cis-regulatory region sequence-specific DNA binding. Gene Ontology annotation, cellular component: nucleus. NCBI's taxonomy places the organism in Eukaryota, Metazoa, Chordata, Aves, Sphenisciformes, Spheniscidae. The record is from RefSeq and is a predicted model, not a curated record. Gene Ontology annotation, biological process: regulation of transcription by RNA polymerase II; central nervous system development.
GGGGAGAAGCCCUACACCUGCGGCGCUUGCGGCAAAGGCUUCAGCCAAAACUCCAACCUGGUCACCCACCAACGUAUCCACACCGGGGAGAAGCCCUACGCCUGCGGCGCUUGCGGCAAACGUUUCAGCGAGAGCUCGGCCCUCAUCCAGCAUCAGCGGACCCACACCGGCGAGAAACCCUACAGCUGCGGCGAGUGCGGGAAACGCUUCAGCGUCAGCUCCAACCUCCCCCGCCACCGCCGCACCCACACCGACGAGAAGCCCUACAUCUGCGGGGAGUGCGGGGACGGCUUUCGCCACAAGUCCCAGCUCCGUCGGCAUCAGAAGCUUCACGCCGCGUGA